Molecule: messenger RNA, 559 nt
Organism: Xenopus laevis (African clawed frog)
Lineage: Eukaryota; Metazoa; Chordata; Amphibia; Anura; Pipidae
Gene: uqcr11.L
Product: cytochrome b-c1 complex subunit 10
Exons: 3
Coding region: 141-311 (56 amino acids)
Source: RefSeq, a predicted model, not a curated record
AGCCGAGGAAAAUAUGUUUUAACCAGGCAGCAAUUCGGUCAGCCUGGAUCCUGAGGUCCUUUCGCCGCCAUUUUGUUUGCGAAUGUUUAUAUUACAGACUACGGGGACUUGCAGGUCACAUUGAAUGCAUAGCCGGAACCAUGAUCGCUAGGGUGUUAGGUCCUCGGUACCAGCAACUGGCAAAGAACUGGGCUCCUGUCCUAGCCACCUGGGGAUCAGUAGGAGCAGUGGGACUGAUAUGGGCUACAGACUGGAGGCUGUUUCUUGAUUAUGUUCCAUAUGUAAGUGGAAAGUUUAAGGAUGAGAAAUAAACUUCUACCGAUCCACUGUCUACUAUGAGCAUGUCUUGGAUUUGGCCCAGAUCACAAAAUCUUCAGUGUCCAGUAUGUUAAUGCAAGGAAAUGGACAGACCGUCUUUACACCUUGGAUGAAGCUGCUUAUUUAUGAAUAAAUGUUGGACUUGCGUAUUUCAGAAUUAUUUGCUGAAAUGUAUUGGUGUCUACUUUAACUGUACUGCUCACUUCUGAAAAAGAAAUCUAAUAAAAUGUUUAUAAUUCAA